AUGGCUGACCAGAAGAGGUUGAGGGGAGAUGUGUGUGUGUGUGUGUGGUUCAGUCUGCUCCUCUGCGUCACCCCCCCACCCUGCUGUCCUGCAGCAGAUCAUUCCGGAGCAGGCUGGAACCUCAGCGGCGUUGGCGGCGGCGGCGGCGGCCUCUCUUUUCUUCAGGCAGGUGGCGGGUGUUUAGGUCAGGGUUUCCAACUGGGCAACCAAAACGCUCUCUCUCCAAAGAUGGAGCUCAGUGACAUCGCACAGGACAAACCAGCUCUCCUCUCUCAUAGUUUUUCUUUAUCAUGUUUUUUCGGCAUUCAUUUCCUUUCUUUUAAACAUGUUGACUUUGAUUUUUACCGCUUCUGUCCAUGUAGGCAUUAUGGUUACUAUUGUUCCUCUUCUUGUCAUUACUGUUUUCUGUAA
Messenger RNA from Xyrichtys novacula (pearly razorfish), 411 nucleotides. The record is from the annotation of a GenBank genome assembly. NCBI's taxonomy places the organism in Eukaryota, Metazoa, Chordata, Actinopteri, Labriformes, Labridae.